AUGGAAAACUAUAUUUCAAUCCUUAUAGCUUUAGUAAUACUGUAUGAGGUGGAAGCUGCAACAAAUUGUGACACACUUGGUACGUUGGUAUAUGAAGAUAUAGGCUGCCGACCUGUGAUGCAGGAAGGUCAUGAUUGUCCCAUCAGAUAUGAUUGCAACUUCGAGAGGAAGAAACACACUUGCAACUUCAGAGGCAGAAGCAUACCAAUGAGUCAGCUAAUUGGUAAUGAACAUAACUAUACCACAUGCGAGAGUUAUUGCUACUGUAAUUCGAGGGGAUUCUUCAUAUGCCCAGCCACUGACUGUUGUGAAAAUAUUGGAGAGCCACUGGGUCCUGGAUGUUACUGGAGAUACAAAAUCGGUGCAUGCUGUUCUGAUGGGCAAAUUUGUCCUUCUGGUGACAAAACCUUAGGCCAAUGUGAAGUAAACGGCAAGAUAUACUACGAGGGUGCUAGAUUUUCCGCCCCGAAUACCUGUUCCGAUUGCAUAUGCUCCAAACACUUCAAUGGCACUUUGGAGGCUCCCGAUUGUAUAAGGAGAAAUUGUGCUUCCCAAAUACAUGACUACAAAGCUAUUGCCAGCAACUGUGCUCCUUACUAUCACGUAUCUGGUGAAGAGAUCCUUUGUUGUCCAAAUAGAUGGAUUUGUCCGACUACUUCAGAUCAAAUCGUUACGGUCAACCCAGAUGCUGACAUACAUUCAGAUUUGAACUGUCGAUUUGGAGAAAAAACUAUGAAACUGGGAGAAGGUCUGCAUACCAAAGUCGUUCAUUGGGGGAAGAUUAAAAAUGCCAAAUGUGAAUGUAUUUUGCCCCCUUUUCUAACUUGCAAACCUAUGUCUGAAGCUGCACUGAAUUAG
Phaedon cochleariae (mustard beetle) is the source of this 858-nucleotide messenger RNA. Lineage: Eukaryota; Metazoa; Arthropoda; Insecta; Coleoptera; Chrysomelidae. The record is from the annotation of a GenBank genome assembly.